GUGGGACGUAGAGGAAGGGAGUCAGCCUGGCGCGAACUGAUCAGCAAACCUAUACCCGUUUUAGGGAAGGCGCGUCGAUGCAGGGCAGAUUUGGGCUGCACGUGGGGUACAAGCGAAGCUUUCGGCCAAAGCUUGAAGUGGCAGUGCCUGGCGACAUGAUGCAUGAUGGCCCUUCUGGAAGACUUCUCAAUCUGCCAUAAGAACCUCUCCAUACCUGCUAGAUUUCUCUUCUUCGAUCAGCCUUGUCUUGGGAUUUCAUCUUAGCGCACUCCUAACAGGAUCGGCAAAGAUCCCGCAUCUCCCCAAUUUCCUCAUACAUUUUUCAGUCGCCACUUCAUAAAUCCAUAUAACCUUUGACGAUUGCCACUUCCAUAGCCUUGGCAUAGGGUUAGCACACUCGCCGGACUGAACUAUGGCGCAGGCGAUCACUUCGGAUGCAAAUCUUUCAUCACAGCCACAAGAUGACUUACCUGGCUACUCUGUUGAACCGCCUGUAAAUGUUCCGCGGGAGUUGCCUCCAGAUCUUAGCGAACGAUUAGUAAAUCUGAAGCUUGAUCCGCUUACUGGAAAUGGUGUGAACGUGUCGCCCGAUCACUGCAUCGCGCACUUGAAGUUUCUCGAAGCCUUGUACCAACUGAAGGAAACUGUUGGAAAUACAAAGGACCUUUUUGGAAUCUUAGAUCCGAUUGAAAGUAGCGAGACUCCGGCCACUCCUGGCAACGAUCAGAAUGCUCUUGCUGAGAUCCGGGUACGCGAAAAGCGAUGGGCUGUGUAUGUGGCGCGUGCGGCACAUCGCUUUGAGCAAUGGUGGGGGAAAUGCGUUUUCGCGACACGAGAGACAAAACUCACGACAAAAGAGCUCACGACCGAGAAGGGAAUUGAGAAAGCUGCUUAUCAGGGUGAACCUAUCAAGACUUUGCAGUCAACAGACCGAUUGCCCCCCCUUGAUGUACUAAUGGUUUGGCACUCCUACUUGCUUAAUCCUCGUUGCUUCUUCGAGGAUUGCUUCCGUUAUCAGAAACUCGACUUCUUCGCGACGCCAUUCCCUCUGGCGGCAAUCGAUAGGUGCAUCGACCUUGUUACCUUUGAAUUCAAACCUACUGAACAAGCUGUCGCCAACUUCAUUUCGAAAACGGGCCUCAACUGGGACAAUUUAGAGGAUCCGUCCACUUUGGCGGUCAUGUGCGGAGCCUGCAAGAAAUCCUCAGAGGUGCCAUGGACCUUCGAUUCUCAAUGGUCAGCUUCAAGCAAAGAGAUGACCAGGGGAAGUGGAUUCGCCGAUGCGUCCUUCAUGACGACAUGUGAAAAUUGCAAGACUCCUCUUGACCACGAUCAUCUCAGAGUUGUCAAGUUUUUGAAUGACAUGGAUCUUUUAGUGAUGUCAGAUGUUCCAAUGCCCGGUACUUUAUUGACGCCUGAUGGCGUUCCAGAAGCUCCAACAGGGACAUCUUUCAACCUUGGCAAACCGUACAACAACUUCCCCAACACAUUGAUCAAAGCAGGCCUCCAGAAAGAUUUGCAGAGCAAGAUUAUGAAGAGUCCUAAAUGGAAUGUGGAAGAUAUAAGGCAUGCCAUCGAGGAGGCUCUCAAAGAUCAAGGUUUGAUACGUUCGACGAUGGGUUACCGCACACGCGUGUUAAUGCAAGAAAGAAAUGCAAUACGUAAAAUGAUGAGUCGCUAUUGGUAUAACUCUUCACCGUUUGCACUUGACCUAACUGGCGCUGUAAUUCGUCAGGGCUCAUUCAUUAACAAAAUGCAUGACAUCGACUGGCUGCAUUCUCCAGCCCUCAAGGGAACAAUGGGACGAUUGCUAGAGAAGUAUAAGCGGUUUUUCCAAAUCAUGGCAAGCAAUCCCAAAAACAUGGCUGUACCGACCCUAGACGUGGAUCUCGGCUGGCAUACGCAUCAGCUUAACUCUUCCGAGUACUAUCGAUUCUCGGUAGAAUAUGCGCGCCGAUUUAUUGACCAUGAUGACAAGGUCGAGGAAACUAAGCUUAGCGAAUCGUUUGCGUGGACCUCGAAGAAGUACUCUGAGCUCUAUGGUGAGCCAUACAGCGAAUGCCGCUGCUGGUACUGCGAGGCAGUUCGAGAAGCCAACUCCUCCAAACUCGAUAGUCUCUUCAAGCCAAAGAAGAAGGAAGCAACCGCAAGACUGCACGAGGUAAACAACGAGACCGAUCCGCUCAAGUCAGCCCAUAUUUCUGCCCACAAUGCUGUUCGCGAUAUUGACGGGGAAGCCAAAGCCAGUGUUCACGCUGCAAAACUUGACAAAGCAUAUCAGAAGGCAUGCGCAAAGGCUCGAAAGAAGGGCCAGAAGGAGCCAGCACGUGAUGAUUAUUACGCUGCUUACUAUUGGGGCUACCCAGUAUACUUUCCGAUAUACUACCCAUACGCAGCUCCAGUGGGUUUUGGAACUGGAGAUUGCUAUCCGGGUGCACCAUAUGCGUAUUCCAGUAGCGCAGGCGCAUAUGGAAACUGUGCGGCUGGAACGUGCGGGGGGAUGGCUGCCGCUGGUGGCUCGUGUGGUGCUGCUGGUUGUGGCGGAACAGGAGGUUGUGGUGGCGUUUCCGGCGGAGGAUGCGGUAGUUCAGGGUGCGGAGGUGGCUGUGGUGGCUCAUGAAAUCAAUCUCUCUCAAUCAGCCUAGACACACUGAAUUGAGAACAACAGGUGGUCUUGAACGUCAAGCGUUUUAGUGGUGCAGUAUCUAUGCAUCAGGGAGUUCACUGAUAGUUCUACCUGAAACUUCAACCGUCCAUCGUAUCAAUUCCAUUAAGACUGCAAUGUUUGUUCAUAUCUCAACUCGUGGGAAGCCGUCUUGAUUCAGUAUCUUAACUCAAUACGGACAAUAAUUAAUGACAGACUCUACGACAUUUGAUGAAACUUGUUAGGAUUUAACU
Verruconis gallopava is the source of this 2898-nucleotide messenger RNA. RefSeq lists its product as uncharacterized. NCBI's taxonomy places the organism in Eukaryota, Fungi, Ascomycota, Dothideomycetes, Venturiales, Sympoventuriaceae. The record is from RefSeq and is a predicted model, not a curated record. The coding region runs from base 413 to 2620 and encodes 735 amino acids. The transcript is spliced from 5 exons.